CCCACAGUGUGGAUCUGAAGCUGAAGCGGGAACUCCACCUUGAGGCAGAAUGAGGUUCACCCCUGGAGCUCUGCUUCUUACGCUGCUGGCCUUCAGCCUCUCUCCUGUCCACGGUGUUCUGGAGACCAAUAACACAAACUUAAAGUGUAAAUGCAUUGGAAAGAUUUACAACUAUUUCCCCAUUCAGCUCAUUGAAAGACUUCAAAUCAUCCCCCGUGGGCGUGGAUGUCCAAACACAGAAAUCAUAGUCUGGAUGAACAAAAAGCCAGUUAUCUGCUUGAACCCUCAAGCCAAAAGGACACAAACACUAGUGAAAUUGUUAAGCAAACAUAUUUUGUCAACUUCACCAGCUCCACUGGUUAAGAAAAGGAGUGCCUGAUGCCAAUAUUCCCAUCAAGGACACCUGUGUUCCCUCAUCAUUCCUGCUCUGGGUUUUAGUUUUGUGUUUGGUUGAAUCUUUUCCAGAAAAAGAUCAUCCUCAUCUGCUUUAUUUUAAAAAUACGGUACCCUACAAACUCAGAAUUUGGAGGAGUCAUUAAGGAGGAGUUUCUUUAAGGCUAGUUCCUUCAUUAUAAAUGAUAAAGGUUACUUUCAAUACUAUACCUGUUGUUGAAUGCUGAAUUUUCCUACAAAACAAGUGGCUUGAAUUAAGGAGGAAAUGAUGGAAUGCAUUUCAAUCAUUUUAUACCCUAAGAAUAGCAAGCCUCCAUAAGAGAUUUAAAAAGCUGCCUGGGAAACCCAUGGAAUUUUAGCCUUACAAGGAACAGAGAGUUCACAUAAUAGACAUCCUUCAUUUAAAAGCUCACUAUUGAGAGAAAAAAGGUCCUUCUACUUUUAAAGAGUUUCUUUAUAAGAUUUACUCUCACAGAUAAAGCUUAAGAACACUUAAAGACCCCCAGACUUAAAUUCAUAAAAUUUUCAGGAAAAGCAUUUAAAGGAUGAUAUUUAGAUGUAUUCUUUCAUGCAUUUACAUGUAUUCUUUCAUUCUUUCAUGCAAGUUCAUCAAAGUUCAAUGCAUGAACUUUCAUGAACUUUUUUUUAAAAUCACAUCUUUUGCACAGACUUUUUUUCCUUUUUCUUUUGGUCUUUGGAGUUCAAUUCUUUAAUGCUUUCUAUUAAUCUAAUGCUGUUCAAUAAACUUAAGCAAAUGUUUCAUUUAA
Capra hircus (goat) is the source of this 1160-nucleotide messenger RNA. It is a transcript of the gene CXCL13, whose product is annotated as C-X-C motif chemokine ligand 13. Gene Ontology annotation, cellular component: extracellular region. Bases 50 to 379 code for a protein of 109 amino acids. The transcript has 4 exons. NCBI's taxonomy places the organism in Eukaryota, Metazoa, Chordata, Mammalia, Artiodactyla, Bovidae. Gene Ontology annotation, molecular function: CXCR chemokine receptor binding; chemokine activity. Gene Ontology annotation, biological process: antimicrobial humoral immune response mediated by antimicrobial peptide; chemokine-mediated signaling pathway; inflammatory response. The record is from RefSeq and is a predicted model, not a curated record.